AUGUGUGACCACCCAAAGCCUCUCAGUCCAACACACCAGAUCAUCAAGUGUGACCACCCAACACUUCCCAGUCCAACACACCAGAUCCACACGUGUGACCACCUAAUGCCUCUCAGUCCAACACACCAGAUCCUCACGUGUGACCACCCAACACCUCCCAGUCCAACACACCAUAUCCACAAGUGUGACCACCCAACACUUCCCAGUCCAACACACCAAAUCCACAAGUGUUACCACCCAACACUUCCCAGUCCAACACACCAGAUCAUCAAGUGUGGCCACCCAACACCUCUCAGUCCAACACACCAGAUCCUUACUUGUGACCACCCAACACUUCCCAGUCCAACACACCAGAUCAUCACAUGUGACCACCCAACACCUCCCAGUCCAACACACCAGAUCAUCACAUGUGACCACCCAACACUUCCCAGUCCAACACACCAGAUCCACACGUGUGACCACCCAACGCCUCCCAGUCCAACACACCAGAUCCUCACGUGUGACCACCCAACACCUCCCAGUCCAACACACCAGAUCAUCACAUGUGACCACCCAACACUUCCCAGUCCAACACACCAGAUCAUCACAUGUGACCACCCAACACUUCCCAGUCCAACACACCAGAUCAUCACAUGUGACAACCCAACACUUACCAGUCCAACACACCAGAUCAUCACAUGUGACCACCCAACGCCUCCCAGUCCAACACACCAGAUCAUCACAUGUGACCACCCAACACUUCCCAGUCCAACACACCAGAUCAUCACAUGUGACCACCCAACGCCUCCCAGUCCAACACACCAGACCAUCACAUGUGACCACCCAACACCUCCCAGUCCAACACACCAGAUCCACACGUGUAACCACCCAACGCCUCCCAGUCCAACACACCAGACCAUCACAUGUGACCACCCAACACUUCCAAGAUCCAACCAGCAAUGA
Molecule: messenger RNA, 942 nt
Organism: Haliotis rufescens (red abalone)
Lineage: Eukaryota; Metazoa; Mollusca; Gastropoda; Lepetellida; Haliotidae
Product: cell surface glycoprotein 1-like
Exons: 1
Coding region: 1-942 (313 amino acids)
Source: RefSeq, a predicted model, not a curated record